Panicum virgatum (switchgrass) is the source of this 357-nucleotide messenger RNA. RefSeq names its product proline-rich receptor-like protein kinase PERK13. The coding region runs from base 1 to 357 and encodes 118 amino acids. The transcript has a single exon. Lineage: Eukaryota; Viridiplantae; Streptophyta; Magnoliopsida; Poales; Poaceae. Gene Ontology annotation, biological process: protein phosphorylation. The record is from RefSeq and is a predicted model, not a curated record. Gene Ontology annotation, molecular function: ATP binding; protein kinase activity.
AUGGUGUACAUGGGCGCGCUGGGCGACGGGCGGCGGGUGGCGGUGAAGCAGCUCAAGGUGGGCGCCGGGCAGGGCUACAAGAAGUUCCGCGCCGAGGUGGACAUCAUCAGCCGCAUCCACCACCGCCACCUCGUCACGCUCGCCGGCUGCUGCGUCACCGCGAACCACCGCCUCCUCGUCUACGAGUUCGUGCCCAACAAGACUCUCGAGCACCACCUGCACGGUCAGCUGCUGCGGCUAGAUCAUCAUCAGAUAGAGCUCGAUCGAUCGGUUUCCUGCAUCCAUGGAGCUCCGCCGGUUAGAUUCUCGAGCUCCGCCGGGGACGGCGCGUGCACGGCUUGUAGAGGGGAAGGAUGA